GGGUUUUAAGUUUCCAUAUUUGAGGCUGAGAGUGAGAAUGUUUAUGUGAGAAGAUGGGGCUGUGAUCUGAUGAGUCCAGAACCAAGAAGGAGAAAUGUCACGGCCAGGUAUAAGAAGAAAGAAUUGCCUAACCCUGAGUUUGUUUCCAAACUGCAGAGGUCUGACCUACCCGGAGCUUCUGGAAACCUUGGGUUUAGAUCUCCGGGUUCAGUUAACUCCUCUAGGGUUCAGACUCCGCAGGAUCUAGACGUUGAACUCUCCAACUAUAUUGCCGACAUGGACGAGAUCAGGGAGAAGAACUCAGAGGAUCUCAUCUCUGAGACCAAAGUUGUGGUUUGGCCCCCAGUAUCCGAGGGUAGGACGGAUACACCGGAGUUUCUAACUCCUCCGUCUAGCUAUGCUACUGAGAACUAUUCUUCAGACCAGGAUCAACAAAUCAUUCAACAUUCUCAAAAUUCUAAAGAAAAUAAACUGAACUCAAAUUUUGAAUCUUUCCAGAACUACAGCAGCUCCCAGCAAUAUUCUAUCCAGGAGAGCCACUCUAAGAGUAGCAGCUUUCGACAGAGCAGCUCCCAACUAACUCAAAAGAGCAGUUCCCAACAGAUGGGCUUCAAGCAAAGCAGCUCAGUAACUCCUAUUGAUCUACUGGAUGAGAUGAGUUGGAACCUGACUAAAUCUACUUCAGGAAACCAGGAAAUAAUCAAGUCUCCAGUAAACAAGAGACAGAAAACAUCCCGGAGUAAAUAUUCCAGGGAUAGUCUUGCUGAACUAGAUGCUCAGAUCACAGAUAUUCAAACACAAUUUGAGGCAGAGCUGGAUAAUCUCAUCCGGAUAGCAGAUGAAGCUACAAGAUCCACUGUUCAUAUUGCAGCUAAACAAUCCAAGACAGCAGCAUCAAAUCAGAGUCAAGGGAACAGGAACUUGAAUCAGGAAUACAGAGGGUUUACAGAAGAAAACUACUCUACUGAUAGUUCUGGGUUUCAAAAUCAGCAACAGCAAAAGCAGCUUCUUCAACUUCAGCAGCAUCAGGAGCAAAUGCAGGAAAAGCAGCAAUUACAGAAACAGCAGCUGCACCAACAGAAGCAACUAGAGAUAAAGAAGCAGCAAGAGCUUCAAUUGGAGCAACACAAGUACCAACAAGAGCUCAGUAGUAAGAAAAAGACAUCUUUAGAAAAAAUUGAUGAGUGUGCACCGCCCCGCCCCCCCUCCACCAGGGAUAGAUCAACAAGAUUCAGAUAUAUUCACCAAACCAUCAAAAGGACUGAUCAUGAUGGCGGCUCAGGACUUGCACGAGGAAGUUUGCAAUUGGUCGAGUAAAGAUAACAAUAUUAUUGCCGCUGC
Messenger RNA from Eurytemora carolleeae, 1341 nucleotides. Its product is annotated as vinculin. The coding region runs from base 70 to 1317 and encodes 415 amino acids. Gene Ontology annotation, molecular function: actin filament binding. The transcript is spliced from 7 exons. The record is from RefSeq and is a predicted model, not a curated record. Lineage: Eukaryota; Metazoa; Arthropoda; Copepoda; Calanoida; Temoridae. Gene Ontology annotation, biological process: cell adhesion.